Messenger RNA from Lepisosteus oculatus (spotted gar), 2013 nucleotides. RefSeq names its product transmembrane p24 trafficking protein 2 (gene tmed2). Gene Ontology annotation, cellular component: endoplasmic reticulum-Golgi intermediate compartment; Golgi apparatus; COPII-coated ER to Golgi transport vesicle. The record is from RefSeq and is a predicted model, not a curated record. NCBI's taxonomy places the organism in Eukaryota, Metazoa, Chordata, Actinopteri, Semionotiformes, Lepisosteidae. Gene Ontology annotation, biological process: intracellular protein transport; endoplasmic reticulum to Golgi vesicle-mediated transport; Golgi organization.
CCCCGUUUCCUUACCUCAGUUGCUGCUCCGACACUUAACUCCUCCUCCUCGCAGCGGUGCCUGGCUGGGGGCUUCCUGGGUUGUUAGAAGUGUCUCAAUUCUCUGUCCCCUUCCCCGUUCGUUGCAAUUAAGCGAGGGAAUACUAGAAAUAAGCCCCCCAAAAAAACACAUUUAAAAAUGUUUACCUUGUCGGAGCUUCUUGUCCUUGUAGCCAUCUUCUCCAGCACAGCGUCCGGCUACUUCGUCAGCAUAGACGCUCAUGCCGAAGAGUGCUUCUUCGAGCGGGUCAACUCCGGCACCAAGAUGGGCCUCAUGUUUGAGGUGGCCGAGGGAGGCUUCCUGGACAUUGAUGUGGAGAUAACAGGGCCAGAUGGCAAACAGAUUUAUAAAGGAGAUAGGGAGUCUAGUGGGAAGUACUCUGUUGCUGCCCACAUGGAUGGCACAUACAAGUUUUGCUUCAGCAACAAGAUGUCCACAAUGACUCCCAAGAUUGUGAUGUUCACCAUCGAUAUUGGAGAGGCUCCUAAAGGCCAGGACAUGGAGACAGAAGGUGGUGGAGAUACUUGGGAUGCUCACCAGAACAAGUUGGAAGAGAUGAUCAAUGAGCUGGCUGUGGCUAUGACUGCUGUCAAGCACGAACAGGAGUACAUGGAAGUCCGUGAGAGAAUACACAGAGCAAUUAACGACAACACGAACAGCCGAGUGGUGCUCUGGUCAUUCUUCGAAGCGCUGGUGCUUGUAGCCAUGACCCUGGGACAGAUUUAUUACCUAAAGAGGUUUUUUGAAGUCCGGAGAGUCGUGUAAAAACUGCAGGUUUUUUGUUUCUGGUGCAUUUCACCAUUUUACCAAAAUCUUGUAAGUCACAACAUUUACGUCAAGAAUGGAAAUUCAGCUUCGACUUUUGAAAAGCCUUUAAAUGCAUUUUCAGUUUUUUUUUUGGGGGGGGGUUUAUUGAUGUUUAAAUCCCUUUGUGCUUUCCCAGUUUUUUGUAUUCACCUUACCCCACUGUUUACCUGAUGUGUUUUUCACCCAUCCACCUGUCAGACUUUUUUUUUUAAAAGGACAUUAAAUGUUUUGAAUUAAAGGCAAGUAUUUCUAAGCAUUUAACAUCUUUAGCUAUAAUGCAGGUGAAUGCUCUGAGUUUGCGGGAAGCAAUUUAUUAACUUUUAAUUUGAAUGAUUUUAAUGUUUGUUUGCAGCAUCUAAAACUAGGAAUCUAUGGAAGCAGUGUGAGCUCUCAUAAAUUUCAGGUUUAAAUUGUGGUCACUUUGAAAAGAGGAAACCAGAAAUACACCUAGCUUUUCUACUCCUAGUGUUUUAUUCUUUGGUAAAAGUGAUAUGAGUAAAGAGAAAUUGAAUUCUGUGUUGGCCAAAAUUGUUACAAUACAACACUGCAAAUUGAUUCAGUCAGUUGUGGGUGAAAGUCUCUCAUCGUUUUGCAGAAAAAUCUUCAGAAAUGAUUUCAUAAUGAUUUGUUGUAGUAAGCAACCUUUUGAAAAGGCCAUGGUGAUGUUUAAUAUAAGCAGCUACCAGUUUAAUUCCCUUUCUUAAAUAGAGGAAAUAUUUGUCCACCUUCAGGGCACAUUCAUUUGAGUGUUUCUGGGUGAGGGGAGUUUUUUGCCAGUGUAUUAAUGAUAAGUUUAACUAUUAGUUCCAAGGUUUGGGUGUGCAACAGGCAAAUGUUGUGACUGGUGUAAAUUAGUUACUUGUACUUUUUGUCAGAUUAAGAAAACAAGAACUUUACAAAACAGCAACACAAUUUUGUACAAUUAAUUUCCUAUUUGUUACAGGUAUUCAUGUGCAAGGUGAAGUUUUGUUACUUGGGGGAAUAUGGAUGUUGUAGCAGACAACAAACUAGGUCAGUUGACUGCUGCAAAGCCAUUACAAGAGUAUUUUUGUGUAACAGCGGACACCACAGAAUACGAUGUAAAGAUGUAAAGUAAAAAAAUGCUGAUGUAUGUCAACUACAACCCAGGUUUAGUAAAUAAUAAAAACAACAUUCUUUAAAAAAAAA